GCAUUUCUCGCCGCCCGCCGCUAGGAAGCCGGCCUCGCCUCGCUUUCUCCGCCUCCCCGCGCCCCAGCCGCGCCGCCGCCGCCGAGCCCGGCCCCGCUGCCGCCGCCGCCGCGAAUCGCAGCCCCUCCCCCGCCCGGCCCGCGGCCCGGCCCCUGCGGCCCGCGCGGAGCGGACGCGCGUGGCGCUGCCCGGUGGGACCGUCCGUGGAGCCGGUGCAGGAUGCCCCGGGGGUGUGGAUGACCCGCCGUCCAGCCCCAGCACGGCCCGGCCCGCAUGCCACUGCCCCGCGAGGACCGCUCUCCGAGGGCCGCCUGGACCCGAACCCACAGUCUCCAGACCCGGGGCCCUCGGCAGCCCCUUCCUGCCUGGCCGCCCAGGGCGGAGGAGGCGCAGGAGUGAGCUGCUCCCGGCUGCGGAGCAAGCAAACGCUGACGGCGGAAAGACCCUGGGGAAGGGGCUUUGUGGCCGCCUAGAAACAUUUUCCCCCAGCGGCUCCGCAAAAUGACCAGCCUGUUCCGGCGGAGCAGCAGCGGCAGCGGCGGGGGCGGCACCGCGGGUACGCGCGGGGGCGGGGGAGGCGCGGCCGCCCCCCAGGAGCUCAACAACAGCCGGCCGGCCCGCCAGGUGCGCCGCCUGGAGUUCAACCAGGCCAUGGACGACUUCAAGACCAUGUUCCCCAACAUGGAUUACGACAUCAUCGAAUGCGUGCUGCGCGCCAACAGUGGCGCGGUGGACGCCACCAUCGACCAGCUGCUGCAGAUGAACCUGGAGGGCGGGGGUGGCGGCGUCUACGAGGACAGUUCCGACUCCGAGGACAGCAUCCCCCCGGAGAUCUUGGAGAGGACUUUGGAACCCGACAGCUCAGAUGAAGAGCCCCCGCCUGUGUACUCCCCACCAGCCUACCACAUGCACAUGUUCGACCGGCCCUACCCUCUGGCUCCCCCGACUCCGCCUCCCCGGAUUGACGAGCUGGGCUCUGGAGCCCCUACAAGCCAGAGGCGCUAUCGGAACUGGAACCCACCGCUGCUGGGCAACCUCCCCGAUGACUUUCUCCGCAUCCUGCCCCAGCAGCUGGACAGCAUACAGGGUAAUGCUGGGGGCCCCAAGCAUGGGAGUGGAGAGGGAGGUCCGCCUGCCAUGGCCGGGCCAGGGCCCCGAGACCAGGAGAGCCGCUGGAAGCAGUAUCUGGAAGACGAGAGGAUCGCGCUUUUCCUGCAAAAUGAGGAGUUCAUGAAGGAGCUGCAGCGGAACCGCGACUUCCUCCUCGCCCUUGAGAGAGAUCGCUUGAAAUACGAAUCCCAGAAAUCUAAAUCCAGCAGCGUGUCUGUCGGAAACGACUUUGGCUUUCCCUCUCCUGUCCCAGGAACUGGCGAUGCCAACCCUGCUGUGUCUGAAGAUGCCUUAUUCAGGGACAAGCUGAAACACAUGGGAAAGUCCACCCGGAGGAAGCUGUUUGAACUUGCCCGAGCCUUCUCAGAGAAAACCAAAAUGAGGAAGUCAAAGAGGAAACACUUGUUGAGGCAUCAUUCGCUGGGGGCUGCCGCAUCAACAGCCAACCUCCUGGACGAUGUGGAGGGCCACGCAUGCGACGAAGACUUCCGGGGAAGGCGGCGGGAGGCACCCAAGGUGGAGGAAGGCCUGCAAGAAGGACAGUAAGAGAUGCCAGCAGCUCUUCCUUGCCAGAGACGAUCUGACCCGGUGGGGGCAGCUGGAGAGCAACACUGGCCCCCAGCUGAAGGGCCCAGCUGCAACCGGACAGAUGGUGCUUGAGAACCGAGGCCCAGCGAUCCUCCAGCCACAGUCCAGCCCAGCCACUGCCACUUUCCACGGAACUUAGAACUUCGGAGUUGCUGCCUUGCAAUUGGAGGAAGGACCUGGGGCCCCUAAAGGCAGCAGCAAGUUACAGCCCUUUUUGUAGCCAGGCAUUCCUAUGGUCAAUGAGUGAAAAUGCGGGAACAAACCUCCCUUAAAAAAAAAAAAAUCCAGAAAGCAGAUCAAAGUUGGAAUAUGGAAAAUGGCAAGAAGAUCCCACCAGAGGCUCUUCUGCCUGAAGGUGGAGUCCCUGCCUCCCUCCCUUCCCCAUUUCUCCUGUCACAGACGCUGCCUGAACCCCUGUUCCCAUCCUCAGCUCCCUCUGGGCACUUGUGCCCAUCCCUUCCAUGGCUUCCUGUAGCUCAUCCUUCCCCUGGGGCUGCUGGCCCAGCACACAAGCCCUGCACCCGGCCUGGGUGGGAGGUCCCUGGCCAGUCCCUCAGGCACUGUGAGGAGCUAUGGGGCUACUGCAGAGAGCAUCUGUCUGGGCUCAUCAGACUGCUGCGGUUAGGGAUGGGCAUGUCCCCAGCAGCUCCCUACUACCCAGCAGGGAUGGGGAAGGUGGCCACCCGGGAGCUGGAGGACUCUGAGGAGGCAGGGUCUUUAAUUUGGCAGCAGACAAAAGCCAGUUCUGGAGUCACACCACGGUGGGGCUCACAGGGGCUGUGACUCCCCAGCUGGACUGGAAGUCCUGCUGUCCGAGGGUGGGCAGCAGUGGCCCCGGAGUGACCCCUUGAGCAGGUGCAGGGCUGAAGAGCAAGGCCCAGAGGCUGCCAGCCUGAAUGGGAGCGCCUAGGGCCGAAGGGCUUGCUGGGUGCCCCUAAGAAGAGUGGGUGAUCUAAGGAGCAGAACUCCGGAUUCUAGGAACCUUUACAGGGCACCGACCACUGCCACGGGGAGGGAGGCUGCCCAGCCUGCCGCAGCGCCCUGGACAUGGGAGUGCGCUGACCUUCCGGAGAGCCGGGAAGCCUGGUCAGGCACAGGGCUUCAGCGCGGCUUUGGGAGGUUGGGAGUGGGAUCCGAUUCUUGGCAGGGCCCGGGUGGCCUCAGUGGCCUGAAGAUCACGAGGGCGUAGAAAAGGUGAGCCUGUGAUCUCACUUCAUCCCGCCCACCAGCCCGGACUCCCGAGGCCGAGCUUCCCCUUGCUGGGGAGGGCCAGGACACGCCGCUGCCGCCAAGCGUGACCAAGUUUAGAAACACGCACGGGGCAGGGGACGCUGGUUCAGGCGGCCCUGCCGAGGAGCAGCCACCCCCUCCGCUGCUUCCCACGCCAGGCCUGGGGCCCUGGAGGGAAGGGGAGGUCUCCGAGGAGCCCCUCAGGCGCCCAGCUUGAGUUCCCGACGGGUUUCUGAGCCUUCCCUGCGCCAGGACUGGGCGCACGGUGGGGGAAUCCCAAGCCCUAUGUCUGUGAGUGUUGCUUUAUUUUUUUCUCCAAUGUGUGGGUUUUUUCUUGGAGCUGUUUCAUAGGAAUUCCUGUAAUAAAGACUUGGUGUUCUCUUGGU
Messenger RNA from Cebus imitator (Panamanian white-faced capuchin), 3314 nucleotides. It is a transcript of the gene CUEDC1, whose product is annotated as CUE domain containing 1. Lineage: Eukaryota; Metazoa; Chordata; Mammalia; Primates; Cebidae. Gene Ontology annotation, molecular function: ubiquitin binding. The transcript is spliced from 11 exons. The record is from RefSeq and is a predicted model, not a curated record. Bases 502 to 1656 code for a protein of 384 amino acids.